This is a messenger RNA of Blastocystis hominis, 574 nucleotides long. RefSeq lists its product as hypothetical. The record is from RefSeq and is a predicted model, not a curated record. The transcript has 4 exons. NCBI's taxonomy places the organism in Eukaryota, Bigyra, Opalinata, Blastocystidae. The coding region runs from base 1 to 510 and encodes 169 amino acids.
AUGUACUUCGACGACGGGUUGCUGAAUCUCAUGAGCUCCACGUUGUUCGCGCGCUUUUUUCUUCGCCUCCCGCGUAGAUCGGCGCGGACCUCGCUGUAUCUCCACUCGCAAUCGGCAGCGAUGGUGCUUCGGAACAUAACGUGCGGGUCGGCGAUGCUGGUCAACACGCAGGGUGUUAUUUCGGUGAAGCAACUCACCCUGUUGCCGGGGUCGCUUUUUAAUAUGACCACGCUGACGUCGAAUAUCGUGCUGGAGGCGCCGUCGAUCGCGAAUGGAACGGUGCUGGGCGCGACGGGGAGCGGGGACAUCACGCUGAAGAUCGAUAGCGCGCGGUUCGCGGGGCGAAUCAGCCUGUAUGCGCGAUAUGGAUCGAUUCUUUUGAAAGGGUCACAGGCGAACGUGGUGUCGAACAAGGGAGGAACGGCAUUCUUCGUGUGUUUGAAGUGCAAUGCGAGCACGGGGAUCAUUCAUCUGUACUCGAAUUCUGGCAAUAUCAUCGCGUAUUUGUAACACCUAUUAUUAUUAUUAUUAUUAUUGUCAUUUUUAUACUCUCUAAUCAUUGUCGUUCUUGUUC